Messenger RNA from Hyaloperonospora brassicae, 567 nucleotides. Lineage: Eukaryota; Oomycota; Peronosporomycetes; Peronosporales; Peronosporaceae. The record is from the annotation of a GenBank genome assembly.
AUGAGGAUGAAGAUGGAAGGCUGUGUGCAGCUUAUUAUUGGGCCAAUGUUCAGCGGCAAAAGCACGGAACUCAUUCGUCGCAUGCACCGCUAUCAGCACGCGAAGCUCAAAUGUCUCUUGGUCAAGUACCUCUUUGACACGCGCCACUCGGACGAAAUGUUAGCCACUCAUGACAAGACCCUCGCGAUGGCAAUGCCGGUGCAAACGCUGGCUGAAGUGCGCCCUUUUCUAGACACGAUCGACGUGAUUGGCAUUGACGAAGGACAGUUCUACCCCGAUCUGGUCGAGUUUUGCCAAGACGUAGCGAACAUGGGCAAGAUGGUGGUCAUUGCGGCGCUGGAUGCGACGUUUGAGCGAAACGCGUUCGACAACGUAAUUAAGCUGAUCCCUGCAGCCGAGCAAGUCAUCAAACUAAACGCCAUCUGCUCAUCCUGCGGCCACGACGCAGCUUUCACGCGACGUCUCACAGCCGACAAGACGCUCGAGCUCAUAGGAGGGAGCGAAAUGUACGAGCCGCGCUGUCGUCAGUGCUUCAGCUUGAACUCGGUGCUAAGCAGUACUUCGUAG